Platichthys flesus (European flounder) is the source of this 4131-nucleotide messenger RNA. RefSeq names its product protein phosphatase 2, regulatory subunit B', gamma a (gene ppp2r5ca). Gene Ontology annotation, molecular function: protein phosphatase activator activity. Gene Ontology annotation, cellular component: cytosol; protein phosphatase type 2A complex; nucleus. The transcript is spliced from 14 exons. The record is from RefSeq and is a predicted model, not a curated record. Bases 104 to 1681 code for a protein of 525 amino acids. Lineage: Eukaryota; Metazoa; Chordata; Actinopteri; Pleuronectiformes; Pleuronectidae. Gene Ontology annotation, biological process: protein dephosphorylation; signal transduction.
UUCCCUCCAGCGGCGGAGAGCUUCAUUUUCUGAUCCGCUUUUGUGCUAAAAUGGAGGCUGGCCUCUCGCCCUGAGUCGAUGCGCCUUCCUGGUUGAGGUUUAGAUGUUGACAUGCAAUAAACCCGGAGACAGGAUGGUCGUGGACGCGCCUAAUUCCAACGGGCCCUUUCCGCCGCUGGCUCUUAUGCACUUCAGAGAUGUGGCCCCCGCUGAGCAGGAGAAGCUCUUCAUCCAGAAGCUACGGCAGUGCUGUGUUCUAUUCGACUUCCUGUCCGACCCGCUGAGCGACCUAAAAUGGAAGGAAGUGAAGCGGGCGGCGCUGAGCGAAAUGGUGGAGUACAUCACCCACAACAGGAAUGUCAUCACAGAGCCCAUCUACCCAGAGGUGGUGCACGUGUUUGCGGUGAAUAUGUUCAGAACAUUGCCUCCAUCAUCCAACCCCACCGGAGCGGAGUUUGAUCCAGAAGAGGACGAGCCAACGCUUGAAGCAGCGUGGCCACACCUCCAGCUCGUCUAUGAGUUUUUCCUUAGGUUUUUAGAAUCGCCCGACUUUCAGCCCAACAUAGCAAAGAAAUACAUCGACCAGAAAUUUGUUAUGCAGCUCCUAGAUCUAUUUGACAGCGAGGAUCCCAGAGAGCGAGACUUCCUCAAAACAACCCUCCACCGGAUCUAUGGAAAGUUCCUGGGGCUGAGAGCGUACAUCAGAAAACAGAUCAAUAACAUUUUCUAUAGGUUUAUCUAUGAAACGGAGCACCACAAUGGUAUAGCUGAACUAUUGGAAAUACUUGGAAGCAUAAUCAACGGUUUUGCCUUACCACUAAAAGAAGAGCACAAAAUAUUCCUGUUGAAGGUUCUAUUGCCUCUGCACAAAGUCAAAUCACUUAGUGUCUACCAUCCACAGCUGGCUUACUGUGUGGUGCAGUUUUUGGAAAAGGACAGCACUCUAACUGAGCCGGUGGUAAUGGCUCUACUAAAGUACUGGCCAAAGACUCACAGUCCCAAGGAAGUGAUGUUCCUCAACGAGCUGGAGGAGAUCCUGGACGUCAUCGAGCCGUCUGAGUUUGUGAAGGUGCAGGAGCCUCUGUUCCGACAGCUCGCCAAGUGUGUGUCCAGUCCGCACUUCCAGGUGGCAGAGAGAGCUCUGUACUACUGGAACAACGAGUACAUCAUGAGUCUGAUCAGUGACAACGCAGCCAAGAUUCUGCCCAUCAUGUUCCCGGCUCUGUACCGCAACUCGAAAACCCACUGGAACAAGACCAUCCACGGCCUCAUCUACAACGCUCUGAAGCUCUUCAUGGAGAUGAAUCAGAAGCUCUUUGACGACUGCACGCAGCAGUUCAGGGCUGAGAAAAACAAAGAGAAGGCAAAGUCAAAAGAACGUGAGGAGGCUUGGAUCAAGAUUGAGAACCUCGCCAAGUCAAAUCCACAGUUCUCUAUGUAUGUUGAUUCCUCUGACCUCAAUAGUCCUGUAGCAAUGGAGACGGAUGUCCCUUUGAUAGAAGAUGUUCAGAGGUUAAAAGAGACAGUUGAGGAGGGCGCGACUCAGUUGCAGCAUGAACAGCGGAAAGAGCGACCCAUGGUGCGACGUAAAUCUGAGUUGCCUCAGGAUCUUUACACCACAAAAGCCUUGGAGUCCCACCGCAGAGCUGAAGACAUGUUGACCACCCACGAUGGACUCUAGGUCCCGCCACCUGCCGGCUCUUGGUUCAACUGCCCCUUCUACCCUCGACAGCCAUGGACAUCCACUCGGCCCGUUCGCCAGAACAACACUUAUGACCCCCGCGCUGGGCUCUCAUCCCCGUCCCCCCCAUCUGUUUACCCAGAAUCCUUAGUUCUCCUUCAUUCCCUGCUGCCCCAGUGCAGAAGCUGUAUAUUCACCUCCUUCAGAGUUCUGCUUUCUCAGGUUUUUGUUUUUCAGUUUAGGAAGAGGAGCGGGUGUGUGUUUGUGUGUCUUUAAGCCCUCGCCACAAUCUGCGUGUUCUACUUUUGUUUUCCCUUUUCGGUUCCUCUCACCUGGUUCCUUCAUUCCUUUUUGCAAACGUGUUCACUGAGGAUGAGACGUGGUUUAAUAAUAAGCGACUGACUCACUGUCUAAGGAUCGUCUCUUGGUCUCUGCUUGGUUUUCUUUUCUGUCAAAGGGAACAAAAACAGAACCUGUUGGUCAAAUGAAAGACAAGACUUUCCUGCCACCUGUUGUAUGUUUUCUGUUUUGUUUUUUUUUGCUCAAUCUGAUGGACAUCUUAUCAGUGCCAAGACGUUUGUGUUUUUUGUUGGUUUUGUUUCAUGUUUUUAUCUGGGACACCUGCCUUUGUUUCUGGUCACUGGUGUUUGAAAGUUUGUUAUUUUAGUUUAGCACAUUUAAGACCAAACUGAGGCCUGUCCUUAGCCUUGCAACGUCCAGGAAAGAUGGCGAGGAAAUGGGGAAGUUGUCCUGUGGACAUCUGACACUUUUCCACUUUAUUGUUUUGUGCCAUACGCCGCUCUUUUUAUAUGCUUGCUUCCUUAUGUUCACUGGCGAUGUUUGAGAAAACCAGAUCAUAGUGAUGCCGAGACGGUUCAAACAAUGGUACUCGCUGGGUUUGAGUUGAGCUGAUGAGGGUAAGCCUGGAUGAAAAGCUGCAUUUGCUACCUAAGUUGCAGUGAUAAUGUUCUGGUUUUAUAAAACAUGCACAUGAGCAGAAAGACUGAGAGCAUGGCCGUGUUUAAGGUGAGUGUUGGGUUUUAUAAAAAAAUAUGUUUCCUGUAAACAGGAAUAGAAAUGAUUGUGUACAGGAGAUAUAAUCUUGAUGUUGGGUGGGAGAGGGGCACAGAUCUGUACUGUCACACAGCGUCGUGUGUUUUUUUUCACUAACCGAUGGUUUUAAGCAGCCGUUACGAGUUAGAACCUCUGUUCACCGUCUCCUUCUACAGAGCAUGACGGUGUAUUAGUAUUGUAUGGGAUAAAGAUUUUAAUAUCCUCAUUAUAAAUUAAAAAUAAAUUAAUUUAUUAACAAACAUAUGAGCAGAUAGUAGCUGUGAACAUACUCACGUUAGAUGAUCAGUGAAAUUCCUUGCUGAGAGCAACCAAUAUAAAAGACGUGUGGCAUGUUUGUGUUGCUACCAUUCAUGAAUUCAGUUGCCUGGUUCGUGGGCUCCGUGUUUCGGACACUUCUCAGUGAGGAGCUUGUUUGAAAGUAUCUUCCAGUCAGUACCAUUGUUUAAACUGAGGAGGUCUGCUCUUCAUAUUUGACGUGGUGUAUUUCCUUGUCUUGUCUCUGGAGGUGAGUAGCGUGGAUGUCAGGUGUUCUUUUUCUUUUUGUUCUGUUUUCCUUCCUCUGGCCAUUCAGAAUGCCCGACGCUGAAACAGACUGGUAUCAAAUAUGGCCACAAAAUGCCAGAUAGAUGCUGAAAAUAAACUGACAUUGUGACUUGGCUUGUUAACUGUAUUAAUACUGUAUUUGCUUGAAUGCAAAAAUAUGUAAAUUAAAACUACCAUGUUAAACAUGUACCUUUUACCCUGGAGGAAUGCCAUUCACCAAACGGAUUUCUGUCAUUGCGUUUAUGAAACAGUCCUGCUUGCUGGGAGAAUAUGUUUUAUGGAUUUUAUGAGUUUAAGAUGUUAGAGGUUUAUUUAAAAAAAUGACAAGUCGUCCACAAAUAACGAGAUGAUUUCAAGAUGAUUUGGUGGCUUCUUGUCACUCUGCAGGAUAUUUGCAGAUCUUUUAAUUUUAACACAUUAUUUCCAAAACAUAACUUAAAGUGUCCUUUUGUAUGUGACCUGUACUAUAUGAUUCAUUUAAUAUUGUAUAUAUGAUUUACCUUGUUUCAUGUAGUGUUAUAUAUAAAUAUAUAUAUAUCUAGAUUAAUUUUGUACAAAUUGUCCCUCUGUACAGAAUAAAAAAAACAUCGAUAGCAAGUUAAAGAAGUAAAUCUGGCACAUACUGUCUGAUUUCUCCUGUUUCGGCCGGAUACUUUCAGUUACACAGUUUAGAAAAUGUUCUUAUUUUUCUUAAAAAUAAAAAUCUGCAAAGUUUCCUCCAUCCUCAAAGUAACUGACACAUGUUCAAGCCCGUUGUGUGCUCCUAUCACUGUCUUUAGUGGUGUACAACUAUGUAGAACGAAUAAAGAGACUAUUUGAAUAUAUAUUUUCAA